UCCGGAAGAGCCGGCGCUGGAAUCGGAACGGAGGUGGCUGCUGUGGCGCCGGCUCCCCCGGGAGUGGGUGUCUGACCCCGACCGCGGGCGGCGGUGAGCUGGUCUGCAGUGUCGUAUCAGUUUUCUACUGCACGGCAGAGUCACACACACACCUCUUACACCUGGUCUUCUUGCUGGCUGGCCGCUCCUUCUAAAAAUGAGCUCCCCGAGGCCAGGGCUUUGUCUGUCUGCCUCACGGAUGUAAACCCCGCACCCGGUGGGUGUCACUGGCUGCUCAGGAAGGAAGGAAGGAAUCAGGUGUUCUUGCGACUCCGCAGGGGAGCGCCUCCGGGUCAAGCUAUGGUGGAAGAUGUUUCGGAAAGGCAAAAAGCGCCACAGUAGCAGCAGUUCCCAGAGCAGUGAAAUCAGUACCAAGAGCAAGUCGGUGGACUCCAGCCUUGGGGGGCUCUCCCGGUCCAGCACUGUGGCAAGCCUCGAUACAGAUUCUACCAAGAGCUCAGGACAAAGCAACAAUAAUUCAGAUACCUGUGCAGAAUUUCGAAUAAAAUAUGUUGGUGCCAUCGAGAAGCUGAAACUCUCGGAGGGAAAAAGUCUCGAAGGGCCACUCGACCUGAUAAAUUACAUAGAUGUUGCCCAGCAAGAUGGAAAGUUGCCUUUCGUUCCUCUGGAGGAAGAAUUUAUCAUGGGAGUUUCCAAGUAUGGGAUAAAAGUAUCCACGUCGGAUCAGUAUGAUGUUUUGCACAGGCAUGCGCUGUAUUUAAUCAUCCGGAUGGUGUGCUAUGACGAUGGCCUGGGGGCAGGAAAAAGCUUAUUGGCUCUGAAGACCACAGAUGCCAGCAACGAAGAAUACAGCCUGUGGGUUUAUCAGUGCAGCAGCCUGGAACAGGCACAAGCCAUCUGCAAAGUUUUAGCCACCGCUUUUGACUCUGUGCUGACAUCUGAGAAACCCUGACUUCUGCAACCCAGGGACGUCACCGUCACACGCAAGUUCCGCUUUUUCUCAGCAGUUCUGUUUGCCGCCUUCAGCGCUGCCCUUUUACAGAAAUUCCCAUGAUCCCCUGCUCUAGACCGAAGGAAAUGCGAUGUGUAAAAUAUCAGCCGUUUGUCUAUUAAAACGUGUCUUCCAACAGUGAGUUAACGCUCGACGAAGUGCCCUGUCUCCUGGGACUGAAAAAAGAAACGUCGCCUGUUGCUUUUAAACACAGACGAGCUUAAUAAGCUUUGUGCGGCACAGAAGCGCACCCAGCGAGUGAGGCGUGGAGGACCUGCGAGGACGGGGCCGCCUGUGCUGCAGCGCUGGCCAGUGGUGCGCUCUGGCCGGGGGACCCGAUCACGCUGGUCUGAAACAGUGACACUGCCAACUCAAGACACAGCCAGACUUUGAAAGCGUGUUGUCGUGGAGGUCCUGCCGUACUGUGCACAGUGGGUUAAGGACCCUACUGCUGCAGCUCCGGUUGCUGAGGAGGUGUGGGUUCGAUCCCUGACCUGGCACAGUGGGUUAAGGAUCGGCAUUACUGCAGCUGCGACACAGGUCGUAGCUCUGGCUCUGAUUUGAUCCCUGGCCCAGGAACUCCCAUGUGCUGCGGGUGCAGCCAAAAAAUGUAUGUUGUCCUGGAGUUCCCAUCAUGGUGCCUCAGAAACGAAUCCGACUGGUAUCCAUGAGGAUGUGGGUUCAAUCCCUGGCCGCACUCAGUGGGUCGGGAUCUGGCAGUGGCUGUGGUGUAGGCUGGCAGCUGCAGCUCUGAUUCGACCCCUAACCUGGGAACCUCCAUAUGCUGCGGGUGUGGCCCUUAAAAAAAAAAAAAAAAAGGCAGAAAAGGCAUGUUGUCAGGAUAACAUGCUAGUAAACCACAAUAAUUAUCUCAGGAAUUAAGAAAACUAACAGAUUACUGCUCAUGUUAAAAGGCAUACUAUUUAAAGACUCCUGUAUAGUAGGCUGGUAUAUGUUUUCAAAGGCCUGUUUUUUUAUAUGACGCUUUGCUAAAGAUUAAAAACACUACAACCACCA
Phacochoerus africanus (Common warthog) is the source of this 2008-nucleotide messenger RNA. It is a transcript of the gene ITGB1BP1, whose product is annotated as integrin subunit beta 1 binding protein 1. Gene Ontology annotation, cellular component: lamellipodium; ruffle; cell periphery. The coding region runs from base 350 to 952 and encodes 200 amino acids. The record is from RefSeq and is a predicted model, not a curated record. NCBI's taxonomy places the organism in Eukaryota, Metazoa, Chordata, Mammalia, Artiodactyla, Suidae. The transcript has 8 exons. Gene Ontology annotation, molecular function: integrin binding. Gene Ontology annotation, biological process: negative regulation of focal adhesion assembly; negative regulation of substrate adhesion-dependent cell spreading.